This is a messenger RNA of Oppia nitens, 1587 nucleotides long. RefSeq names its product cholinesterase-like. The transcript is spliced from 5 exons. Gene Ontology annotation, molecular function: acetylcholinesterase activity. Gene Ontology annotation, biological process: choline metabolic process; acetylcholine catabolic process. The coding region runs from base 1 to 1587 and encodes 528 amino acids. Gene Ontology annotation, cellular component: plasma membrane. Lineage: Eukaryota; Metazoa; Arthropoda; Arachnida; Sarcoptiformes; Oppiidae. The record is from RefSeq and is a predicted model, not a curated record.
AUGCAGGGACAAGUAAGGGGUCAAUUGGUGGAUGUCCUCAAUACAACUGUCCGUCAAUUUCUAAACAUACCGUAUGCCGAACCACCAGUUGGUCCGCUAAGAUUUGGCCAUUCGGUACCACUUAGUAAACCUAAACCGAAUAUAAUCGAUGGCACAAAACGGGGAAAUCUUUGCUAUCAAUCACCCGAUACUCACGAUCCGUAUGAAAGCGAAGACUGUUUAGUACUAAACAUAUGGACACCAAAUGCUAAGACUAAGUCUAACAUUAAGCCAAAACCUGUUAUGUUUUGGCUAUACGGCGGCGGACUCAACACCGGCUCCAUAUUUGGCGGACUAUAUGAUGGUCAUCGGUUGGCCGCUACUCAGGAUGUUAUUGUUGUUACGGCUAACUAUCGUCUCGGGAAACUCGGGUUUCUCUACGGUGCGGACAACUCGGCACCGGGCAAUGCCGGACUAUCGGAUCAGAUAAUGGCGUUACGAUGGAUCAGAGACAACAUCCAGGCAUUCGGUGGCGACAGAGAUCGGGUGACAGUGUUUGGUCAGAGCGCCGGUAGUCGAUCGAUAUCGGCGCUGAUAGUCUCACCCGAAAGUAAGGGACUGUUCAGACGUGUAAUUUUGGAGAGCGGAUCAUUCAUGCAUUGGAAGCAAAGAGGAUCACAAACAACCAGUGAGGCCCUCCAGGAGGCACAGUCUAUAGCCCGACAGUUGAACUGUACAGUACAUGACAACCACACCAACAACAACAACAGCAACAACAACACAGAUGAUAAACAAUGGUUGGACUGUUUGCGCAAAUGUAAGCCAACAGAGUUUAGCAAAUUUUAUAAAGAAUUUACAUUUCCAUUGGACGGAACAUCAUUACUACCCAUACCUAUACAACAGGCAUUUGAAUCGGGAAAAUACACAAAGGGUUUGGAUAUUAUGGCGGGUGUGACACUCAAUGAGGGUUCAACGUUAGCUAUGGGUGGCUAUCCUUUGUUGCAAAAAAAUAUAACUGAAUCCGAUUUUCUUAAGUUGAUCGGCGAAGUUGACAACACUUAUCACGGACUGGAUGUCCAACGGGUAGCCGACCACUACUUAGCCGGAGUCGACCGCAAAUCGCCAGAAUCCCUACGACUGGCGUUUUUCGACUUUUUCGGCGAUAUUCAUGUCAAAUGUCCCCUAUAUUUGUUUAGCCGACAAUACGCUCGGUUGUCCCAUAACUCUAGUCGUCAACAACAAAACAACUAUUUCUAUGAACUAACCUAUCAGAGCAAGUUGGCUAAAAUGUGGGGAUGCGGUGACGGUAUGGGUAUAUGUCAUGGCAGUGAAAUUGAAUUUGUUUUCGGUGUACCGUUGACUAUGAACGACACCAUACAUACCAAAGUAGACAAAGAGUUUAGUUUAUAUGUCAUGAAAUUGUGGACAGAUUUUGCUAAAAAUGGUAAACCCGAUACUACUGGCACGUGGCCAUUGUUUUUGUCGCGCGAUGACAGUCCCGAUCAGCACAUGUAUAUCAAGGACCUUAAUCCGUACAAUAAGACGCGCGUGUUUACCGAUUUGUUUAAAAACUCGUGCGACACGUUUUGGUACAAUUAUUAUUUAUAG